Grammomys surdaster is the source of this 2364-nucleotide messenger RNA. It is a transcript of the gene Hapln1, whose product is annotated as hyaluronan and proteoglycan link protein 1. The record is from RefSeq and is a predicted model, not a curated record. The coding region runs from base 299 to 1363 and encodes 354 amino acids. Gene Ontology annotation, biological process: cell adhesion. NCBI's taxonomy places the organism in Eukaryota, Metazoa, Chordata, Mammalia, Rodentia, Muridae. Gene Ontology annotation, molecular function: hyaluronic acid binding. The transcript is spliced from 5 exons.
AGAGGAUCUGGGAGGAGAAGUCUCCUGGUGACGCUUUGCUUUUCUUCUGCUCUUGGUGAGAAGUGCCUCCUUCAUCCUCGGAUCAGGACCUCUGCCAUCCAGCACCACAAAGAGACAUUCUGCACACAGGCGCUCGAACACACACACCCAUACCCACACCCACACCGCACUCGCCCGGAGACAAACUUAAGGUCAGGAGAAGCAUUAGCUUCACUUCAUCUCCAACUCUCCGCUAAGAGGGACUCGAAGCUUCUGAACUGGAAUUCAGGACAAGCAGAGAAGACUCUGAGCUACAAGGAUGAGAAAUCUACUUUUCCUGGUGCUGAUUUCAGUCUGUUGGGCUGACCACCUUUCAGACAGCUACACUCCGGAUCAAGACAGAGUUAUCCACAUCCAAGCGGAAAAUGGCCCUCGUCUACUUGUGGAAGCAGAACAAGCUAAGGUCUUCUCGCACAGAGGUGGCAACGUGACACUGCCAUGUAAAUUUUAUCGAGACCCUACAGCAUUUGGCUCGGGAAUCCACAAAAUCCGCAUUAAGUGGACCAAGCUAACUUCAGAUUACCUCAGGGAAGUGGAUGUCUUUGUUUCCAUGGGAUAUCACAAGAAGACCUAUGGAGGCUAUCAAGGUCGAGUGUUUCUGAAGGGAGGCAGUGAUAAUGACGCCUCCCUGGUCAUCACAGAUCUUACCCUGGAGGAUUAUGGAAGAUAUAAGUGUGAGGUGAUUGAAGGACUAGAAGAUGAUACUGCUGUAGUGGCAUUGGAGUUGCAAGGUGUGGUGUUCCCUUACUUUCCACGACUGGGACGCUACAAUCUUAACUUUCACGAGGCACGUCAGGCUUGUCUGGACCAGGAUGCUGUGAUUGCUUCCUUCGACCAGCUGUACGACGCCUGGCGGAGUGGGCUGGACUGGUGCAACGCUGGCUGGCUCAGUGACGGAUCUGUGCAGUACCCAAUCACCAAACCACGAGAGCCUUGCGGGGGCCAAAACACGGUGCCAGGAGUCAGGAACUACGGGUUUUGGGACAAGGAUAAAAGCAGAUAUGAUGUCUUCUGUUUCACAUCCAACUUCAAUGGCCGAUUUUACUACCUGAUCCACCCCACCAAGCUCACCUAUGACGAAGCGGUGCAAGCUUGUCUCAAUGAUGGUGCUCAGAUUGCGAAAGUGGGCCAGAUAUUUGCUGCCUGGAAGCUUCUGGGCUAUGACCGCUGCGAUGCCGGCUGGCUGGCGGAUGGCAGCGUCCGCUACCCUAUUUCUCGGCCAAGAAGGCGCUGCAGUCCUACUGAGGCUGCAGUGCGCUUUGUGGGUUUCCCAGAUAAAAAGCAUAAGCUCUACGGGGUCUAUUGCUUCAGAGCAUACAACUGAGUGUGCCCUAGAAAGAGUCAGUUCUCGAGUUCCGUCAAAGCUUUGGUUGUUUUUGUUUUUAAUAUGAACUCAUGCAAGUUACCAAAACUGUGAUAACCCUUUUUCACUUACUGUAAAAGAGUCGUUUUCAUAAAGGCCAAUUCAUUCAUUUGUUUUGUAAAGCUAUCAGUCGAUAUAUAUCACAAAGUAAUAUAAGCAUAAGAGAAGCUUAAAAAAAAAAAUACGGGCUUUAGAGCCUAACUGGUUUAUGCUACAUCGUCCCAACAAGAUGCCAUUUCAUGAAUGGGGCAUGCCGUAGGCUGAGGAAGGGAAAGUAAUGCUACUUGCCGCAGUAACUUCCACAAGCACAAAUUUUACAUAUUUCUACAAUUUUGAAAAUGCACUUCACUAAACAAAUUAGAACAACAAAUUUGAAAUACAGGCUUCUUUACAUAAACCAGGAUUCUGGGAGGUGCAAAAACUCAGUAUCAUAAGGGAACAACGGAGACUUUUUCUAAAAGUUAAUACUUCAAGUCUCCAGUAUACAGAAUAGUUUACUCUUUAAAAUUCUACCUUUUUUGACCAAAAAAUAAUAAUAAUUCAUAUAGACUCAGAUGCAGAAUAAUAAAACCACAGUUAGAACUCCUAGGUCAACUCAUUUAUAUAAAGUAUCGACUUAAGUACACAGAUAAUACUUUACCAAUGAAAGAGUCCUACCUUCUAAUUACAACUAUCUGAAAAGACUUGUUUUUAUUAUUUUUGAGUAGCUUUACUGAAUCAUAUUUAAAUUCUAAGAACCUUUGCUAAGCAGUAUUUAGAAUCUACUCAGGGCAGUUAAAGCGAUAAACUGCUGGACAGAAAAUCUGUAAAAUGUAGCAGCUUGAUUUUAUGUUAGCUUAUGAAACAUUAUUGUCCUAUAAAAAUAAGUUUAAUCUAUUUAAUAUUUCUUAUUUACAUUACAUGACAAAAACCUUCAAAUGAAUGAAUAACUUGCCUAACUAAGAAAUAAAGACUCAACAUCC